AAAAAAAAAAAAAGGCUUCUCGAACCGUCUCUGACCUUCGGAACUCUCCAGCAAAAACGAGUCGUCACUAAAGAAAGCAAGAACACAUCCAGGCAAAAAGCCAUAUAAGUCGUGGUGCUCGAUUGUGAAAACGGUAUGCGCUUUUAUACCCACGAUCUCCGUGGCGAUCAAUUGCAGAAACCGACAUGCGGCGGUGUCCUGUUCUAUACCCUGCAACAUACAAAGUGAAGCCGAUCUUCUCAGUUCCAAGAUCCAAUGGAGGAGGCAAAGUUGUGGGAACUGUAAUGCCGAAGAAACAUGGGAAUGAGGGCAUCAAGGAAGAAGGAUCAAUGAAGAAAACAGAGGAAAUAUCUGAUCCGGCCGUCGCUUUCAGCAGACCGCCGCCACUCCCACCUUUCAUCGGACCGUUGCUUGCUCUGUCCAUUCUUGAAACAUGUUCUAGCCGCGAUGAAGACGACGACUAGUUAGAGGAGCUAUGUCCUGGGAUUCUUGGGUUUAGGUUUAUGUCUCUUAACCAGAAUGUAUAAAACUUUGCCUUUCAGAUGUCCAUGUGGAAAGGAAACUGUCGUGCUCUCUGUGACUCGAACACAAUGGUGUAAGCUUUUAACGUGUUCUGGGAUUGUCUGAAAUCUUGGCUGGAACUUCAAAAA
Molecule: messenger RNA, 650 nt
Organism: Tarenaya hassleriana
Lineage: Eukaryota; Viridiplantae; Streptophyta; Magnoliopsida; Brassicales; Cleomaceae
Exons: 3
Coding region: 186-464 (92 amino acids)
Source: RefSeq, a predicted model, not a curated record